AUGCCCCAUAAGCUUUGGUGCUCCCUGGCCAUAGGAAAACAGAAUGUGAGCAGCAAUGCCCUGGUGCCAACCUGGAUCCCCUACUAUGCCACAAUGGCUGCUGAGGCACAACUGAGCUUCUCACUGAGGCUGAUGGAUGAUGCAUGGCAGAAUGAGAGGGCCUCCAAUGUGUACUUCCUGGGAAAUGUCCUGAACAUUGAAGCCUCUGUCCUUGUGGGCAACAGUCAGCCCCUGCGUGUCUUUGUGGACAGCUGUGUGGCCACCUUGGUCCCUGAUGUGUCCUCUGUCCCUAGCUAUGCCUUUGUGCAGAACUCUGGGUGCCUGACUGAUGCCAAGGUGACAGGAUCCUGCUCCCAGUUCCUGCCCAGAGAGCAGGAUGACAAGCUGCAGCUUCAAGAUGGCAGGAGCUCAAUGUUCAUUACUUGCAGCCUGAGAGCAACAGUGGCUUCUGUGCCUGUGGAUUCCCAACACAAGGCUUGUUCCUUCUCUCUUGCUGCUAACAGGUGGAUGUCUGUGGAUGGGAAUGACCAGGUGUGUGGCUGCUGUGACACCAGCUGUGGACCUGCAGGUGUAGCAGGUGCUCAAGGCACAGGUGUUCUGGGUCCCAUUGCUAUCCAACAGGGUCCUCCCAUGGGUAGUCAGCCUGGACAGCUGUACAGUAUAUGCUGA
Messenger RNA from Paramormyrops kingsleyae, 669 nucleotides. The record is from RefSeq and is a predicted model, not a curated record. Lineage: Eukaryota; Metazoa; Chordata; Actinopteri; Osteoglossiformes; Mormyridae.